Molecule: messenger RNA, 1404 nt
Organism: Branchiostoma belcheri (Belcher's lancelet)
Lineage: Eukaryota; Metazoa; Chordata; Leptocardii; Amphioxiformes; Branchiostomatidae
Product: zinc finger protein OZF-like
Exons: 5
Coding region: 1-1404 (467 amino acids)
Biological process (GO): regulation of transcription by RNA polymerase II
Cellular component (GO): nucleus
Molecular function (GO): RNA polymerase II transcription regulatory region sequence-specific DNA binding; DNA-binding transcription factor activity, RNA polymerase II-specific
Source: RefSeq, a predicted model, not a curated record
AUGGCACAUCCAGUAGUGCAGACUGAUAAAUCCUUGGUAAGGCUGCUACCAACUGAUGCUGAGGCCAGGCUCGACCCCCCUACUGCUCUCUCCAGUGGAGACGUCACAUCCUCUCCUGUUGCUAUGGCAACGUGCCAUCCUGACACGUCAACACAACAAGGCCCUGCAAGAAGCACACUUGCUACAGAACAAACAGAUCUGACAGUUUUGCGCCCAUGUAGGACCAGGGAAGACUCUGUGUAUGAUGUGAUAGAGAGUGUGAUACAGCAGGCACGAGCCAGCAGGACUGCCCGUGACUCUGAGGGUGAAGCUGGUCCACUGACACCAUCUACAUCUGCACAGCUAACUCUUGAGUCUGAGGGUGAUGAUGGUGACUGCAGUAAAGACAUGGGUGCUGGACAUGAGGAGGCCACAGAUGGAGUUUACGUCUGUCCCGUCUGUUCCCGCGAGUGUUCGGCGCCAAAGUACCUGAAGCUUCACCUGCUGAAGCACGAGAACGACAGACAGCGCCCGCUGGACUGCGACGUGUGCGGGAAAACCUUCAGUACGCACCAGAGCAUGAAGCUGCACAGAUACACACAUACAGGUGGGAAAACCUUCAGUACGCACCAGAGCAUGAAGCUGCACAGAUACACACAUACAGGAGAGAAGCCAUACGUCUGCCAAAUUUGCCACAAGCAUUUCCGACAGGCAGGAACACUGAAGCGGCACAUGGUGACCCACACGGGGGAACAGCCGCACCGCUGUCCACGCUGUCCACGCCACUUCUCCCAGCGCAGCAGCCUGACAGCACACCUCAGACUGCACACUGAACAGAACUCCUUCCUGUGUGUGCACUGUGGCAAGAGCUUCAAGACUGAGAGGUACAUGAAGAGACAUCUAAUCUACCACACAGACAGACUACCGUUCUCGUGUGAGCUGUGUGACAAGCGGUUCCGUACGCGGCUGAACAUGCGGCGCCACAUGCUGCGGAUCCACCUGCUGGCCACCCGGAAGGUAUGCAGGUGUCUGACCUGCGGGGCGGAGAUGCAGAACCCGGGCGCGCUCAAGAACCACAUGGCCGUCCACAGCGCCGGGAGGAAGCCGUACCGCGCGUACGUUUGCGAGAUCUGCGGUCGGCGCUUCCAGCAGCGCUCCAAACUGAAGAAACACAAGCAAGACAAGCACGGAGACAGCGACGAACUGGACAACCAUCCUGGACUCACACCGCAGGUCCGUGCGGACCAGGUUUGCCGCGUGAUGACGAGGACUACGGGACAGCAGCGAGUGACGACGUACGAAAUGAUACCCAAGGACCUGGACCAGUUUGCUCACAUUGUCUUUCCAGUGAACGGUCGGCCUUCCAGAGAAUCGGACAGAGAAGGGAGAGGCCUAGGGGAGACCUUUCAGAGUGGGCAAUGUUAA